AUGAACAGACAUGAGAAAUAGGAAGUAGAAUCAGGAUUGCGUAAUCUUUUAGAGGAAGUAUAUAGAAUUUACUAUAUGAAAUCAGAUGAUGAUUUUUAGUAAUGAAAAGAUGACUGGGAUAGAGCACUAAAGUUGUUUAGAUUUAAUAUAAAGAAUAAGCAAACUCUUUCGAUAAUUGAAGAACAGUAAUCUGGAAUAUAAGAAGCUGGAAUCUGUUUUGUAAUAAUAGGAAGCAGACAUCCGAAAUCAUAUUAGUGUAUGAAGAGAUUUUUAAUUUUAGUUAGAAUAAUAGAUGAAGUUAUAUUAGGAUGGGUUAUAAACAAAGUUAGAAGAAACUAAUGCUGAAGUAAAGAAAUUAUAACAGGAAAUCUAUAAAUUAAAGAAACUUAAGUAAGAGUAUAAUAUGAUAGUUGUUAAUCAGAAUCAAAGAAAAAAGAUUAGAGUCAUGAUGGAUCUACUUCUUAUCGAUAGGGUUCUCCAAAAAAAUAAUCUUCAUUCUCUUAACAUGGAGGUUACACUUCCCAUCGAAAUUCAUGUGAUGAACUUUUCAAGAGAUACAAUAAAUUAUUGUAACAAUAAUAGGCCUCUAUAAGUCAACGAUCAAAUAACAUUUAGAUUAGUUAAUAUAUGAUGAAAGGACGAUAGACUUUAGCUGAAAUUUGUAAUAUUUAACCAAGCAGAAGUCAAUCAAAAUAGAAUAAUAGUGCUAACAAAAGUGGAUAUAAUAAUUCCAUCAAUUCAGAAGCAAUUAGAAACUUGCUCAAAAUGAAAUGA
This is a messenger RNA of Paramecium sonneborni, 774 nucleotides long. NCBI's taxonomy places the organism in Eukaryota, Ciliophora, Oligohymenophorea, Peniculida, Parameciidae. The record is from the annotation of a GenBank genome assembly.